AUGGCUGGUGCCGGGACUGAACCUACAGCUGGCCCUGCCAGCACCAGCGAUCCGUCGUCAUCCCACCAACCGACGUCGAUACCACUGUCUUCUUCACCUUUUACUUCUUCGAAACCAAUAGAAACAGCGAUACUCUCUCACGAUAUUUCGAAGCAGAGUAGUCCCAAGCAAGAAGAGUCUACCGCCUCGACAAAUGGCACCACAUCCGCUCCAGCCGAGCAGAGCCACCCACGACCCGAACAGACUGCGGCCCAAUCACAGCCGCCGCCAACUAGCGCGCCGAUGGCCGUCGAACUCGACGACUUCGGGCUGCCCGUGAGGCAAUACAGAGCUCCGAGCUCCGCGGCCUCCGAGAGUGGCCGGUCCGUCGACAACAAACCUCGUAGUCACUCGAAUAGCUUUACGUCAUGGUUGCCGAGACGCUCUUCGAGUCGAGAUCCGAAACCCGCCACUCCCGCGCCCGAAGUCACGUCCAAAAAGGAGAAGAAGCCGGAGGAAAAUAGGACCGAGAGCGAGAAGGUAGAAGACGAAAAGGAAUUUAAGACCAAAGCCAACGGCAGCAAGGGACGUAAAGGUGACGAUGUCGAUGACGAUAGCGAAGAUGAGUUCAAGGAUGCUGUUGCGACCCUGCCUGCCGACGGUGAUGGGCCUCUUACACCCGUGCCCGCUCUGCCUCAGACCGAGGUGCAGAGCAAGUCUACUGCCACUGCCCAACCUACGACUGACGACCCGGCGCAAAAGCCGAGAUCGGGCACCAUCACGUCGACAGCCUCGAGCAACUUUAACGGCGUUUCCGAGUUCUCCCAUCAACACGUGAUUAUCAAGCAAGAAGAAAAAGCGGAAAGUGACAUCGGAUGGCAGGAGAUGCCCUCUUAUGCGAGAUACGACAUGUACGAUGACGAUGAUCGGCUUAUUGCGAGGGAGCAUAAUGAAGAAGAAGAUAAUGACGAGAAAUACGGAUAUUCCGGUCUCGGAGGCGCCGGGAAGGGAUAUACCCGUGUGAUUAUGGAUGACGAUGUUGAAUCGGCGACGAGCUUAGACGAUAAUACCCAGUACCUCUUCAAGGAUGUGAAAUCGACGAGUAUGAUGGAUGAAGAUGAUGAGCAGCGCGAUGCUGUGUCCCAGAUGCAGGCUACCAAGGACCUCUUGACCGAGGGCCAGAGGAUAGCAUACGUCGGAGUAGUGCGACUCGAAUUAUACCAGAUGGCCAAGGACACCGAAUCACUGGAGCAGACGAGGAAGUCAAAGAAGCUGGUCGCCUUCUCCGCCGAAUCCACCAAGAUGUGGGCGCAAAAGAUGAUGAUUCGGAUCUAUGCCCACAUGGAUAUCAGCCCAGCCGAGCAGGUCAUGAUUGAACAGCUAGCCGAGCACGGUGUCAUGCCUGCCGAUCUGACCCCGAUCCUCAUGGCCAAUUCGAGAGUCAACAAUCCUAUGGCUGAGAAGUCGACGAGUCCCAACUCCGCGGGAUCUAGGAGUUCUCUGCAAUCUCCCAUAUCCCCGGAUCAAGAAACUGCGGCUGAGCCCCCACCUCCAUACGAGAGCCAUGAGGGCGAGGAUCUCCCCGAGGUCAGAACACCAUCUCAGCUCCCCAACUCGUCAAAGCUCGACAUCGACCUCCGAUGGACAGUCCUAUGCGAUCUCUUCCUCGUCCUCAUUGCCGACUCGACGUACGACUCCCGCUCGCGAACCCUUUUGGAACGAGUCGGUAAGGCUAUGGAUAUUCCCUGGCUAGAUAUCUGCCGGUUCGAGAAACGCGUGACCGACGCCCUCGAGAUCCAACAGCAAGCGGAGAAGGAGAACUGGAACGAGGACGAGCACAUGGAGGAGCGCCGAAAGAAGGCCCUGAAGCGGCGCUAUGUCAUGAUGGGUCUCGCGACCGUGGGUGGUGGCCUGGUCAUCGGUCUCUCGGCCGGUCUUUUAGCACCCAUGAUUGGAGCAGGCCUUGCUGCCGGAUUUACUACCAUCGGUGUGACGGGUACUAGCGGUUUCCUAGCCGGUGCGGGAGGAGCCGCCGUCAUCACUUCGUCGGCCGCGGCGUCCGGGUCCAUUAUCGGUGCCAGGGCGGCGAACAGACGAACGGGCGCGGUGAAGACUUUUGAGUACCGGCCUUUACACAACAACAAGCGUGUCAACCUCAUCAUCACAAUUUCCGGGUGGAUGACGGGCAAAGUGGAUGACGUCCGCUUGCCUUACAGUACGGUUGAUUCGGUCAUGGGCGAUAUCUACUCGGUGCUCUGGGAGCCGGAGAUGCUGAGGAGUAUGGGUGACACCAUCAAUAUCCUGGCUACUGAGGCCCUCACACAAGGUUUACAGCAGGUUCUCGGAAGCACAAUUCUGAUGUCUCUCAUGGCAGCUCUGCAACUCCCCAUUGUGCUGACGAAGCUAUCGUAUCUCAUCGACAACCCAUGGGCCGUCUCUCUUGACCGUGCCACCGCCGCCGGAUUAAUUUUGGCAGACUCCCUUAUCGACCGAAAUUUGGGUACUCGGCCGGUGACCCUAGUUGGCUACUCUCUGGGCUCUCGUGUCAUCUUCUCCUGCCUCCAGGAACUUGCACGCAGGGGGGCGUACGGCCUAGUACAAAACGUCUACCUGUUCGGCUCGCCCAUUGUCGUAAAGAAGGAAGAAUACCUCCGCGCCAGGACCGUGGUGCCCGGGAGAUUCGUCAAUGCAUACAACCGCAACGAUUGGAUCCUGGGUUAUCUGUUCAGAUUGACAAACGGUGGCAUUCGCCGAGUCGCCGGCCUCGCCCCGAUCGAGGACUGCCCCUGGAUCGAGAACGUCGACGUCACGGAGAUCGUGGUGGGCCACAUGGACUACCGAACGAAGAUGCCCAGGCUUCUCCGAGAAUGCGGCUGGAUGGUGGAGAGCGACGAGUUUACCGAAAUCGAAGAUCCGGAUCCGGAAAAUCACGAAGAGCGCCAGAGGGAAUUGAUUAACGAAAUCGAGGAGGCUCGCAAGGAGCUUGAGAGGGAGGGCAAAGAAGGCAAAAGUGGUGGAGCCUUUAGCCUUUUCCGAAGGAAGAAGGCGCUCGAGAGAGCCGAGUGGGAGGUGUAUCAGGAUACACUCGGCAAGGAUGGAAAUAAGAAGGGCGCUGGUGAUGCCAAUACGGGUGUGCUCUUUGAUGUCGACGCCAUUCGAGCGGAGCUAGCCAAAGAGAAGUUUGAGAUUCGAGAGCUGCAGUCUACACUACCUCCUAUGAAGUUAGACCUGCGGCCGUCUCCAGCUGUCACGGACGUUGGAUCCGCUGAUGGUACGACCGCGGUGUACAGCCCACCAAGAACGGCCAUCCCGGCCACUCUCUCUGAACCCAAGCAUCUCGAUGUGGGCUCGGCUCGUGUGUCGAGCGAGGCCGGCACGCCGGUAUCCCGACAGCGCACACCGACGCUACCUAAGGAUCAAGAGCUAGCCAGGUCACCGUACUUUCAACAAACCCACGAUCCCUACGAAGAGGAAAUACAAAUGACUUUUGAUACCACCUUCGACCAGAAGAAACCUUCCUCUACUCUGCCCCCGCCUCGGUCACCUUCGCCUCCUCCUCCGCUGCCCCCGCGAAAGGACGACAACUUGAAGAGGGAUGUGAGCGGAGUUGGAAGCAGCGGUGGCGCGGUACAUGCGGCGCCGUCGAUUUACAUUGCUGAUCCAUGGGCGGAUCCUGAUCAUGAGGACUUUGGGAAGGAGAAGGACGAGAUACACAUGACUUUUGCAUAG
Messenger RNA from Scedosporium apiospermum, 3708 nucleotides. Its product is annotated as DUF726 domain protein. Bases 1 to 3708 code for a protein of 1235 amino acids. NCBI's taxonomy places the organism in Eukaryota, Fungi, Ascomycota, Sordariomycetes, Microascales, Microascaceae. The transcript has 2 exons. The record is from RefSeq and is a predicted model, not a curated record.